Molecule: messenger RNA, 1520 nt
Organism: Aspergillus ruber CBS 135680
Lineage: Eukaryota; Fungi; Ascomycota; Eurotiomycetes; Eurotiales; Aspergillaceae
Exons: 2
Coding region: 382-1251 (289 amino acids)
Source: RefSeq, a predicted model, not a curated record
CACUACUCACUACGGGGUACUUUCUACGUGCACCAUAUAUACCAUCCGAUUCGUUCCUGACUCUUGCAUGACCUGAAAAAUGUUGGCCAUACACCCAAGUGCCCAAUCCACUCUCCUUGGGCAUCGAUAUCGGUCAUUUGACUUUCAUAUGGGAUAAUCCACGAAAUAAAUACAUGCCCCCCCCCCAAAAGAUGAGUACUGUUAUUUAUUUUAUCUUAUUUUAUUUUUUAUUUUUUUUAUAAAAAAAAUCUACAAUUGCCAUUAUCCUUUGAACACCUAAGGGUGUUUUAAGAACUCUGCUGGAAGAACGAGAACUAUCAAUUGCCCUAAAUCCUUCAUACAACGAUAUUAUCGAUUCAUUGGCAAAUCGCACCCCGAGCCAUGUCCUCAUCCAUCUUGCACCGAUGCCCAUUCUGUGGACAGAUGACUGACAUAUCCACUUCGCUUGCUGCUUUUAUUGAAAAUCCUCACUGUAGCCAGUGUGGACUAUCGGCGUCUGAAAGUAGCCUGAAACUGCAAGACGAUCUAGCAGCGCUCUUCGACAGGCAAAUGAGCAUGGGAACUGUAGGUAUCCCUGAUACCCCAGAGCCUUCUUCGCCUGCUUCGCCUAUCUCUUCUUCCCAGCCAUCUCCCAUUAUAUACAGUGUCAGCCAACACUACCAUCAUUCGUCGCAUGUAACGCGGCAGGCCCAGAAAAUCAGGCCUGAAGAGCAAAAGUCCUUUGAUACAUAUCCAGCCCCUAUGGCAUCUGAUACGUGUAAUAUCCUGAGAAGUCAUAAUAUUGACCCAUUCACGCUGUCCCCGAGGCAAGUUGAAUUGUUUGAGGGCGCCAUACCUGAACAGAAGUCACGCUUGGUUCAAAUGUGGCAAAUUUGCCCAGAGACAGCAGAUAGAGACCCAGCACCAGGGACAUGCUUUCUCGAUGAUCAAUAUCAAUAUCAUGACAAUGCAUUUGUGGGGGAUCAUGACAUGGAUGACAUGGUACAGGAUGGGAAUGAAGACGAAGACAGACAGCAGUAUGCGGAGCCAUAUAUGGUUUCAGGUUAUGAAGCCCUAGCCCGGCGUGACUACGAAAUCUCUGGGCGAAAGGGUCACCAGACAUCUCCACCAAGCGAGCCCACGACUGGUGCUCCCUAUAGACUUGCGAGUGACCCAAUCUACCAAAGCAAGCGAUGGUGGGAACAUACAGACUCGCAGCCAACAGAGUACCAGUACGGGGCAUUCGAGCAGCUCCGGUAUUCCAUGGUCUAAAUUUGGCUGUACCGUCUGCUUAAGAAGUACUGGAAAUAAAGAAAAUUAGGGUUGUUGAAAAACCUGUCAUAAUUUGAUCGACCGCCUCGUGUUCCCUUACUUUUCUUUUUGAAUGCACGGGUAUAAUGAAUGUAAUAAUUUGACUGUGCUACUCAACAAAAUUGGGAGCCGGAGCCGAGAUUCCAGUUAAUAGAUGACUCUAGAUACAACCAAACAAAGCCAAAUGAACGGGAAAUCAACCAAUUGCAACGGAAUAACAACAUGUAUAU